AUGUUGCGGGUAUGUUCGAUCCUUCUCCUUCUCCUCGGUAUCAUUAAUGCGCAGCCACCGCCCGGUGGAUUCCCGGCCGGCGAGGUCAACGUCGACAAGAUUGGGCAGAUGUACGGCAUCGCGACCCAACUGAUGUCGUUGACGAACGAAUUUAUGGGAAAUGGACGGGGUGGAGGAGGAGGAGGGGGAUCGGCCGGGUCCUACCGAGAAUCUGGAUACGGUGGCAAUAGUAUCCUGUCGGAGGUGGCCAACAAUAUGCGGAGCGGCGCCGACGAGAAGCUGACCCUUUACAACGAGUACGGUGGACUGCCGUCCGGAGGAAGGCCUCGUAGCGGAAUUCAGUCGAUUUUGAACACGUUUUUGGGCAGUUCAGUGAGCGGUGAUUCCGAGCCACUACCCCCUCCGCCUCCGCCUCGUCAACCCGCUCGACCCAGGCAAAAUGGGGCCACGCUUCUCGACCUGUUCGGUCUCGGAACGACUGAGGCUCCUACCACGACAACAACAGAAGCUCCGGCACCUGCUCCGGGGAGAAAUAUCCUCGAAAUGUUCGGCCUAGUCCGUCCCACGCCUCCUCCCGUCACUACUACCACUAGGCGGACACUUUUGGACCUCUUUGGCGGUGCCCCGGCCCAGGAACAAAAACCCCAGCAACGCGCCGCUCCUAUUGUCGACAUGUUGGAGAUGUUCGGAUUGAUGGAAAAGACGACCACCACCCAACGGCCACGAUUGUUUGAUAGCAAAAGUGGAUUUGGAAUGGGAUCGAAAGGCGCCAGCGACAUCGACGCCAUUCUCAACGCACUAAUGAGAGGAGGUGCCAAAACGGCCGAACCGGAGCCCCCAUCUCCAGCUGGAAUGCUUUCGCAGUUUUUCGGCAAGAAA
This is a messenger RNA of Mesorhabditis spiculigera, 879 nucleotides long. The record is from the annotation of a GenBank genome assembly. NCBI's taxonomy places the organism in Eukaryota, Metazoa, Nematoda, Chromadorea, Rhabditida, Rhabditidae.